Solanum lycopersicum (tomato) is the source of this 1893-nucleotide messenger RNA. RefSeq names its product inositol 1,3,4-trisphosphate 5/6-kinase 4. Gene Ontology annotation, molecular function: magnesium ion binding; inositol-3,4,5,6-tetrakisphosphate 1-kinase activity; inositol-1,3,4-trisphosphate 5-kinase activity. Gene Ontology annotation, biological process: inositol trisphosphate metabolic process. Gene Ontology annotation, cellular component: cytoplasm. The record is from RefSeq and is a predicted model, not a curated record. Lineage: Eukaryota; Viridiplantae; Streptophyta; Magnoliopsida; Solanales; Solanaceae.
UACAAUUUUCCCAAAAGAUUCCACAUUUUAUGAAUUGUAAGCUCACGCAGUUCUAUGCACAGCUAGCUUUAAAGAAAACACAGAAAGAACAAUGUAUGGAGUGAAGGGUAUUGUGCUAGACGCUUCAAUUCUGUUGAAAUCCGGUGAUGAUGAAAAUGGGAGUCCCUCUCUUAGACCUGAUGCUGAUUAUGUUCUUCGCAAGCUUCGAUACUCCAACAUCUUCACUGGUAUAUCCUAUGGACCGGAUCUUUCUGCUCCUAAGGUGCGCCUCCUCCAAGAAAGCGCAAGACUAUAUUCCUACAAUUGUUUUGUCUUCAGGCCAUCAGCCAUAGACAGCUUUAUAAGUGAGGUUUCUUUGGAAUGGGGCGACAUUACUGGAAGUUAUAUGCAUGUCGUUUCCAGUUACAAAGACGAGGAGAUUGCCCAAAUGAUAAGUUCUGGCUGGCUGAUCACUGCUCUACGAUCUCCUGGAAAAGCAUCAGAUGUUGAAUAUAGUACUGGAACUGAAAAUCCAAGCAAGAUUUUCAUUAACAAGCUUGAAGAACUGCCUCUGACUAUCUGCCAUUUAAAUAAAAAGAAAUUGGUUGGGAGCGUAACGAUUAAUGUUCUUAAGGAUUCUUUAUUUUAUGCUAUGGGUAAGCAGGCAAUGGGCAAGGAUGUCAAGACGGUUGGUUACUUGAUGAAGCCUUCUCGUGAAGAAGAUUUUGCCAAGAGAGGGGCAUUCCCCCUAAAACCUACACCAAACGGAUUAAUUUUUGUGCCCCUAACUUACGAGCUCCCUAUAUCACAGCAGUUACAAGAAAUUGACGGUGUUCUACAUAAAGCAACUGAUGACAUCAUUACUGUUGAAAUGAGCAGCUCUUCAGAUUCUGAAAACAAAGUUACUUUUACAGCGGGCAUGCAAGAGUUACAAAGGUACAUCGGAUGCCAUCUAGACUGUCGUUUGAUUGACCCAUUCACCAACAUAUAUCCUGUUCUUGAUCGGUUGAAAAUACAGCAGAUUCUAGGUGGUUUGGAAAAUCUUAACAGUAAAAGCUGCAGUAAAAUCAGAGGUCCCCAUUUUCUAAAGGUUGUUGAUUUUCGUGAGCCCAAGUUGGAAGACAAGCUAGCCGAUGCAAAACUGUCACUUCCGAACAUUGUAAAACCCCAAGUUGCUUGUGGAGUUGCUGAUGCUCACAGCAUGGCCAUUGUCUUCAAGGAAGACAGCUACAAAGACCUCAAUGUCCCUCUUCCAGCUAUUGUGCAGGAAUAUGUGGAUCAUUCAUCCACCAUGUUCAAGUUUUACGUUGUUGGGAAGAAGAUGUUCUUCGCAAUUAAGAAGUCUACACCUAAUGCAGAUACCUUGAUAAAGUUAGCUGAAGAAAAACAGUUGAAGCCGUUACUUUUUGAUAGUUUAAAAUCUCUACCCGUUGACACGCUAAAAAGCCAAAAUGAAGAUAAUACACAAAUUGAUCAUGAGCUAGUCACUGAUGCUGCAAAUUGGUUGAGAAGGGUACUUGACCUUACUAUUUUUGGCUUUGAUGUUGUGAUCCAGGAAAGCACCGGUGACCAUGUCAUUGUUGAUGUAAAUUACCUCCCAUCGUUUAAGGAAGUUCCUGAUGAGGUUGCAAUACCGAAAUUUUGGGAAGCCAUAAAGGAGAAGCUCACUGGAAAACAAAGCACAGAAGCAGCAAUAUUGUUGUAAUAUUCAUCUUAGUAGCAGGACUGACUAAUAAAAAGGUUAUAUACAACAAACACUGACUACCCUAUUCUCUUUUGCUAUUUGUGUUAUUAACUGUAACUUAUUCUGUAAAUUCGAAAUCCUAUUUCAUUCUGCUCAGCUUAAGUUCUAGAUUUGAACAUUAACCAUCUGCUGUUUCUAUAAUUUGAAAUAUCAGGAAGUUGAUUCCCUUA